This is a messenger RNA of Musa acuminata AAA Group (dessert banana), 1809 nucleotides long. RefSeq names its product autophagy-related protein 16-like. The transcript is spliced from 9 exons. Lineage: Eukaryota; Viridiplantae; Streptophyta; Magnoliopsida; Zingiberales; Musaceae. Gene Ontology annotation, cellular component: autophagosome membrane; phagophore assembly site. Gene Ontology annotation, biological process: autophagy; autophagosome assembly. Bases 860 to 1303 code for a protein of 147 amino acids. The record is from RefSeq and is a predicted model, not a curated record.
CUCAAAGCGGGUUUGGUUUUUCUUCGACGAAUCGGUUCUGCAACGGACCGAACCAGAGACGACCGAACCAACAUCAGCCGACAAACCGGGUCGGGUUGCUUUCGGCUUCCUCUUCUUCCCAGUAAAACCCGUAGUCAUCUAAGAAACAGCUCUGCCUUUCACUUCCUCCCCAUCGAUCGUCGAUUCGGGUGAAGAGGAGGAACAUCGAUCGAUUCGAUGCCCCCAGACCCCUUGAUUUGCUCUUGAGGCGUCGAUUCGGAGACAUGAGCCCGGAAGAGAUCGGGACGGCGGCGAUCAAGCGCGCCAUCGUGGCUCUCCGAAAGCGGCAUUUGCUCGAGGAAGGCGCCCACGCUCCGGCCAUCAACGCCCUCUCCAGACCCCUCGUCGCCCAGGGCUUGGAGUGGAAGGAAAAAGCUGAAAACCUUGAGCUGGAACUGCAACAAUGUUACAAAGCUCACACACGGUUAUCUGAACAGCUUGUGGUAGAAAUUGCAGAAUGCAGAGAAUCAAAAGCCCUUGUUCAAGAGAAAGAAGAAUCAAUUAAUAAUUUGCAAAAUGACAUCUCACUAGCAAGGGAAGAAAACCUACAAAUUAAGCAGGACCUAGAUGAAAAGACAAAAGCUUUGGAUUUGUUAAUGAGUGAAAACCAGUCACUCAAAGCACAACUUGAGGAGAUUAGAUUGAAACUGAAAAAAACAGAGACUGAGAACAAGGAUUUAAUUGAUCGUUGGAUGCUUGAGAAGAUGAAUUCUGCAGAAAAGCUAAAUGAGGUUCGUUGUGGAGAUCAUGAGAUUGAAUAGAAGAUAGAUGAAAAGAUUGACCAGUUCAUUGGUUGGGUAGAGAAACAUCCAAACAGAAAAUGCCAGGUAUGCUUAUCUUUUUACGAGGUCAAAAAACAUGGUUUGGGAACAAAAUUGAGCGCCUUUAUUGGGAGCAGUGGUAUAUCAAUUUACAUGUGUUAAACCCUAAAUCUCAUGGUAAAUCUCAUUAUACCAAAGCACCAGUAAGCACUGGAGGUAAAAAUGCAUCUGAAGAGAGCAGUUCGAGACAUGCUGCCUUAGAGUCAUCAUUAUGUGAAGUCUUGUUUCAAAUUAUAAGAUUUGCUGAUGAGAAAAAAGACCACAUUCCAACUGUACAAAACUCUGAGAUUAUAUCAUUUCCAUUUGGGAUCUCAACUCCAAGUUCAUCGACUCCUCUUUUGGUUGGCAUGCUGAUGUGCUUAAGAGGAUGCUGCAGACUGGACAUCCUUCCAUGCUCAGUUGACUUUAAAAUUAUGCAGGCGUUUAUACUCGGUGGUGAAUGAAGCUGAAGAGAAGGGGCAUUUUGUCCAUUGAUCUUGUACAUAACCCUUGGACAGGCCUAUUAAAUCCUCAUCAUUUGUUGCAGUUUCCUGAACUACAUCUAAGGCAUCAUGGCAGACUACAAUUGCCCCUGCACUUCAGUGUGAGUAUCAAUGCCAACUUAUAAUGUGGCUAACAAGUUAUAUCAUGAUAUGCACUACAUACUUUUGCUCAAAUGUUCAUUCGUCUGUCUCGGUUGCUCGCCGUGUUUCAUAUUGCUCUUUAACUUGUUUCAUCUGCAAGUUUAAGUAUGACUUUUCGUGCACCAAAUAGGGUUCUUUAACUGGCCAUGUUCUAUUCUCUCGCUGAACUUGCAUCAGGUCUGCAACCUGUAAUUUUCAUAUUCUACAAUUGAGUAUUGGCUAGUGAUCAACACUCCUGCAGUGGUAGAUGACAGUAAUCUACAAUAAACAUAGCUCAUUCUUGGCAUGUACGAAUUUGAAUAUUUUAUUGGAUCUAGUAAAAAUCA